CAUUGCAGCAAAUUUCUUUCGUUUCUCAGUUCUAAAAGUGAAACCCAAAAAUAAGGAAGAAAUAAAAGACAACAACAAAGACUAUAUUAUUAUUAUUAUUGAGUAUGAAUACGAUGGCAUCUCUGACAAACUCGACGCUUUCAUUUAAAUAUCAUUAUUAUUUUAAGCAGUCCGGAAAGUGUUUCAAGCUAAGUCCCAGGAGAGACCUGCAAGUAAGAGCAUCAUCUUCUUCUGCUGCUCCUGAUGUUGAUCUCAAGACCCUUGAAUCCGCCAUUUCCGAGAAAGACAGUGAUGCCGUUAAAGAGGCACUUGAUCAGCUGAGCGAAGUUGGAUGGGCUAAGAAAUGGAGUUCUCAGCCGUAUGUCUCACGUCGUACGACAUCUCUUCGGGAGCUGACCUCCCUUGGAAUUAAAAAUGCGGAAACUCUUGCAAUUCCAAGUGUCAGAAAUGAUGCAGCAUUUCUUUUUACAGUGGUCGGGACAACAGGGUUUUUGGGACUUCUUGCUGGCCAGCUUCCUGGGGAUUGGGGCUUCUUUGUACCAUAUUUGAUUGGGAGCAUUUCUUUAAUAGUUUUGGCUGUGGGGAGCAUUUCACCAGGACUUCUUCAAGCUGCUAUUGGUGGGUUUUCAUCAUUCUUCCCUGACUACCAGGAAAGGAUAGCUAGACAUGAAGCGGCUCAUUUUUUAAUUGCCUAUUUGUUGGGCCUUCCUAUCCUGGGGUAUUCAUUGGAUAUUGGUAAGGAACAUGUCAACCUCAUUGAUGAAAAGCUGGAAAAGCUUAUAUACAGUGGACAGCUUGAUGCUGAAUUGCUUGACAGGUUGGCCGUUGUCGCUAUGGCUGGACUUGCUGCAGAGGGUCUGAAAUAUGACAAAGUGAUUGGUCAAUCUGCUGAUCUUUUCACGCUUCAGAGAUUCAUAAACAGAAGCAACCCAAAACUUAGCAAUGAUCAGCAGCAAAAUCUAACUAGAUGGGCAGUCCUGUUUGCUGGAUCCCUCUUGAAAAACAACAAGGUCAUUUAUGAAGCCUUGAUGUCAGCCAUGUCAAAGAAGUCGACCGUGUUGGAAUGCAUCGAAGCAAUUGAGAAAGCUGCAUAGCUUUACCUAUAACUUCCAUAUUGUUUUCCAAGUACCAAAUUGGGAAGAUUGCACUGUGCUUGAAUUCCACAUUACCACCUAGGCUGCUAAAUCUUCUGAUUUUUCCUAUUUGUUUUUUGUUAAUUUCAUUUUCGAUACCAUGAAUCUUGAAAAUUAAAAAUACCCAAAAUGGCGUGUGCAAACAAUUUUAAAACGAAAACAACUGAUACCAAGCACAAAUUCUGCUUGACAUGCAGUCUACACAUCGAUUUAUGAUCACUUGGUGUCAUUUUUUUUUCACCUUCUGUAGUUAAAAGCUUGACAAUUACACUAUUAAAUUUCAUUCACAGUGCAAAUUAAGUAGAGUUCUCAACAUGCUGAUGCAGAGGCACAUUUGUAACACUUUGCAUAAUUGCAUUGUUAUGACCAAGAAUGCUACUAAAGGCUUACUAGCAGUAGGUCCAGUAAACUUCCACAAGUAAAAUUGAUUUCCAUAAUUCAAAAGCUUAAACGAUCACAGGAAGAUUCUUACUCAUAACGUCC
This is a messenger RNA of Theobroma umbraticum, 1616 nucleotides long. RefSeq lists its product as uncharacterized. The record is from RefSeq and is a predicted model, not a curated record. Lineage: Eukaryota; Viridiplantae; Streptophyta; Magnoliopsida; Malvales; Malvaceae. Gene Ontology annotation, biological process: proteolysis. Gene Ontology annotation, molecular function: ATP binding; ATP-dependent peptidase activity; metalloendopeptidase activity.